UCUAAAAGAUCACAAUGCUCUCUCUUUCCGUCCUUGGAGUUCUUACCCGCCUUGUUCCUUCUUUUAAAGACGAAUUGAAUAUGGUACAUGUGAAAAGACCAGCUUCCUGUUGUCUGCUCUUCAUCCAUGUAUUUUUGAUCGGCAUCGUCGUUAAAGACGCAGGAACAAAUGUGAUAAAUGAUUGCGACAACACUAAUUCAUGUUUGGAAACCUAUCCUGACAUCUAUUAUGCCUUGGCAUCAGAUGAAAAUAGUUUUAAAAUCGAGUCAGCUUUAUAUCCACUAAAGAAACCUUCAUCAGUUCGUGUAUUUGUGAAUUUGUAUGGCAAAAAUGGAUCCAACAGCGCAGACAAUUCCACAUCCGACGUGACUAACUACACUUGGAGUUUGAACUGUUUGUAUGCUACUUUUCCUGCUGUUUUCCUCGAGUUCCUGUCUCUUGGUUCCAUACUUGUGACUCCUCGUACCCAAGAACUAAACAUAAAAAUUCCAUAUUUUUGUUGUAACGUUUCGACGAAAGACAGGAGAAGGAUGACGGAAGAUGUGCUAGCUUCUCUUCAAGAUCUUGCUGUAAAUCCAAGCUUACGAGAUGCCCGAAUGAACUCUGCACAAUGCGUCACAGAAGGACACUUUGUAGACAUGGAGGCCACAGGACGUAGUCAUUACUUAAGGGCACUUUUAUGGUGUUCCAUCAUAUCUGACAUGUUACUUAGUCCAGUAAUAUUCUAUUUUAUCUGGGCAUACUUGGAAGUAAGUGCUAGAGACGAGAGGAGUUGCAAAUUAUGUUCUGAGGAUGCUACAUGUUGUUGUUUUAAAUUUGGUUUUUGCGAAGAAAAGCCACUAAUACGAUCUGUGACUUUUGUAUCUUAUUUUUUGUUGGUGAUAGAGACUUUAUCUAUUUUUGCUGUGGUGCUGACAUCCAGCGUAUAUUCUAUCAAAGGUAAUAUUCCAGCAGACUUUUACGCAAUUUUUGCAGUCAUAGCUUUGGAAUCUUUCGCACUGUUAUUUCACUGCUGUGUACCUUUCAAAAAUUUAAAGCCCAGGAGCACAUUCUGUUUUUCAUUUUGUCGUAGAUCUUCGGUAAUGAUGACCAUAAACUUGGUUUUAUAUCAUUUUUAUUGGGUUACAAUUGGCAUCAUGAUCAACCCAAUUUGGGGCUUGUCUAUUCUACUUAUCACUGCCUUGUUCAUUGUUGCCUUAUUCGUUGCCAUCUACAACAUCUGUAAUGUAGAUCAUUGUAAGAGUACUCUUUUCCUUCAGCGUUUAUGCAUAUGUUCAGCUGGCUUUCUUGGUCUCUGUUUUGCUGUGGCUGGUCCAGCAUUAGCUGGAAGGUCAUUUUAUGGCGGACAAACUGCCGAUGAUUUUCUGAAAACUACAUUAUUGUCUGUUAUUGGUUUAGCAUCAUGGCUGUACUUUAAAUCCCGCAAGCGUUCCUCUGAUAGCUCACAGUGUAUAGAGGCUGUGCAGGAGGCAGCAGCAGCAGCAGGAACUGUGCUUGGUGGAAAUGAAACUGAUGCUCUUACUGACGGAGCAGGCAAAGAAUCAAUUCUGCUAAACUAGAUGGUAAUAUACAAGCUGUAUACAAGCUGCAUUCCAUGAGGUGGGCUUCCUUGCCUUCCUCAGCCACCUCGGUCCCAUCCCCCUCCCACUUUUUCUUUCCCUUUUUUCACUCUCACGGUCUCACGGUUAUGGUUCCCUUCUUUCUUCAUAUUUUCUCUGCUUUCAAAAAACAUGUCGGCGGCCAAACAUUUUACGCAUCUAAGGAUUAGAUGCAGUUUAGAAAAUUAUAUAAUGUUAUUGCUCUUAGGAGCUCGUCAGUGAUGUGUAAAUCUUAUCAAAUUGAAGUUUCUUUGCUCUAGAUAAAAUCAAUCCUUUGAACAAUAAAAAUCCACCUUAUUCGAUGUAAUAACCCGCAAUACGCACAGAUAUAUUGUGAAAUGCUUUGUUACUUGGGAGGUGAAAUACGAGCAAUGAGCAAAAUGUUCUCUCGCGAAGACAGAGGAUUCAUUAUUUCAGUAUUAUUUCAUUUACCGAGCGAAAGACGAAAUCAACCGAGAUGAAACCAUUGAAGAGUUCUUCAUGACCAAGAAAAUAUUCUGAUGCGCUUUAAAAUUCUCUAAAGCC
Molecule: messenger RNA, 2123 nt
Organism: Stylophora pistillata
Lineage: Eukaryota; Metazoa; Cnidaria; Anthozoa; Scleractinia; Pocilloporidae
Source: RefSeq, a predicted model, not a curated record